This is a messenger RNA of Rhopalosiphum padi (bird cherry-oat aphid), 864 nucleotides long. RefSeq lists its product as uncharacterized. NCBI's taxonomy places the organism in Eukaryota, Metazoa, Arthropoda, Insecta, Hemiptera, Aphididae. The record is from RefSeq and is a predicted model, not a curated record. The transcript has 4 exons. The coding region runs from base 1 to 864 and encodes 287 amino acids.
AUGGGUAAAAAAUCUAAAAGAUCUUCUCCAAAUGUUAUUUAUAAAGAUAGAUUUAUAUUUGGAGAAUUUCAUCAACUGUAUCCACAAUUACGAGCAGAUAAAAUAAUGUUUCGUGCAUAUACAAGAAUGAAUACAGACACAUUUGACUACAUUGCUCAGCAUAUAACACCAAUUUGUCAAAAAGAGUACUCAAAUUUUCAAGAUCCAAUUUCUGUUGAAGAACGACUGUUGAUAACUAUAAGAUAUCUCGCCACUGGAAUUGCGUUUAGACAAAUUGCGAUGAGCUUUAGAGUAUCAAAAACUAGUGUUAGUUAUAUUGUUAUUGAAGUUUGUCAGGCAAUUUGGACUACACUGCGUGACCCCAAAGAAAUGCCAGCCCCAACUAGUCAAGAGCAAUGGACAGAUAUAGCAAACAAGUUUUAUAAAAAAACAAAUUUUCCAAACUGCAUCGGGGCUGUAGACGGAAAGCAUAUUAGAUGUGUGAAUCCAAGAAAUACGGGGUCUAUAUUUUUUAAUUAUAAAAAAUAUUUUUCUAUUAUUUUAAUGGGUGUAGUAGAUGCAGAAUAUUGUUUCACGACCAUUGAUGUCGGUGCUUAUGGAAAAGAGGCUGAUUCUGUCGUUUUUAAAGAAUGUCCGUUUGGUAGAAAACUUUAUUCCGGAGAACUAAAUCUUCCUACACCAACUUGCCUACCAAAUACUACAGAUUCUCUGCAACCUUUUGUCUUAGUGGCUGACGAAGCGUUUGGGUUUCUACAAAAGUUUCAUAGUUUAGAUAACAUUUCUGUUAGUGUUAUUAUAUCAGGAUUAAUUUCUUUUUCUUUAAGUAGUGCUAGCAUGGAAGAAAAUCAAAAGAUAAAUAUAUAG